This is a messenger RNA of Paramormyrops kingsleyae, 657 nucleotides long. It is a transcript of the gene slirp, whose product is annotated as SRA stem-loop interacting RNA binding protein. Lineage: Eukaryota; Metazoa; Chordata; Actinopteri; Osteoglossiformes; Mormyridae. Gene Ontology annotation, molecular function: RNA binding. The record is from RefSeq and is a predicted model, not a curated record.
AGCAACGGCCGGUCUGUUUGCCGUGUGAGUUUAAUUCCACUUUCAAGGUAUUCUGUAGGGGCAAGUAACUGACUUUUACUAAAUGACAUGCUUACAUGAAUGCUAAAUAUGACGAGUGAAUGAAAUGACAAUAUUGCCGUAGAAUAUUUCAUUUUGCAACGCUUUGAGGGGUUUCACGUGGCGUCGUGUCAUGUGACUUGGGGUGAGAGGUCGCGCGCAGUCUGCUUCCGGAAAAAAUGGCUGCUCCCGCGAAGAAGGUUUUCGAGCUCUUCGUUAACAAAGUACCAUGGACUGUCGCAAACAAGGAAAUGAGGGAAUACUUCGGGCAGUUUGGUCAGAUAAAAAGAUGUCUUCUUCCUUUUGACAAGGACACUGGUUUUCACAAAGGAUUCUGCUGGGUCAGUUUUACCUCUGAAGAGGGGCUUUUUAAUGCGCUACAGAAAGACCCACACAUUAUAGAAGAGACAAAGCUUCAGGUUGGUAGAAAUAGACAAUCUGUACCCCGAAGAUUGAUCGGAGAAGUGGAGGAAAGCUGAAUGUCUGUUGUUAUUGAGAAAUUGUAAACCAGUAUAUGUGAUCUGACAAAAUGUGUAACUGUUCACUGGUUUAUUGUAAAUAUUUAUCACCAAGCAAAAUAAAGUCCCUGGACUUAUCGUA